AUGGCUCAAGCAGCAGCAGCGAACAUGGACCGCUCGCAAUGCGUGCCGCCGCAUUCUGGCGACCACAUUCUCCCCAACAGCCCGCUGUUUGGCAAACUGAUUCGUCACGCCAGACGCGGGCGUGUGGCUCUGCGGGAUCGGGGUCUGGGCGUUGAGAAGACGUACGCCGAGUUGCUCGACGCUGUGCUGGCCUUUCGCAAAGUCGUCGACGCAUCUCUGUCGUCGGACGCUCGCGCAAGGCUCCACCGCGGCGAUGAGGUCUACAUCGGCGUGCUUGCCGCGGGGGGCUUCGAGUUUACCGUGGCGAUGCUGGCUGUUCUGGCGCUGGGAGCCGCAGCCGUGCCCAUGUUCCCGACAGCACCCAUCAACGAGCUUGUCUACUUCAUCACCAAGUCGCAGCAGGCCGCCGUGCUCACGAGCUCCGCAGCGAGGGACACCGCCACACGAGCAGGCAAACAAGCAGGCGACGUCACGACCAUCGACAUCCUGUCCAAUCUGCCCGAAUCCCCGAGAUUCCGCGCAUUGGACAUGGCCAUGUCGUCGGACCCGCCGCAAGACGACCGCGCACCGGGAAUCGUCAUCUUCACAUCCGGCACCACGGGCCGCCCGAAAGCCGUCGUCCACCGGCGGACGUACACGCACGAAACGGCGACGUCGAUCGGCGAGGGCUACGACGUGGACCACCGCGACGUGCUCCUCCACCUGCUACCCGUCCACCACACCACGGGGCUGGGCACGUCGUUCUUCCCCUUCCUGUGCGCCGGCGCGUGCAUCGAGUUCGGCGGAGCUGCCACCGGCGGCUUCGACGCCGAGUGGGUCUGGGACCGUUUCCUCCGGGGAGGUCUGACCGUGUUCUCCGCCGUGCCGACCAUUUUCAUGCGGUUGAAGUGGGAUUUCGAACGGCGCAUCUCAAAGCUGGCCCCCGCCGAGGUCUCUCGCCAUGUCGCCGCGGCGAACCAGUUCCGCGUCCUGCUGUCCGGGUCGAGUGCCUUGCAGGACCACGUGCAGCAGUUCUGGACCGAGCUGCGCGCCGGCACGCCGAUCCUGACGCGGUACGGCGCCACAGAGUUCCCGGGCUGUCUGAAGGUGCCCAUGGACGCGGACCACAAGGCGCUGCCCAAGGGUUGCGUCGGCCUGCCCGUGCCGGGCGUCGAGUUGAAGCUGUCCGAAGGCAACGAGGGGGAACUGCUGGUCAAAUCGCCCUAUAUGUUCGCAAAAUAUCUCUACGACGCCGAGGCCACUAAGCAGGCACACGAUGACCAAGGGUGGUUCAAGACCGGCGACAUCGCCCGGCGGGACGGCGAUUUCUACACCAUCGUGGGCCGCGCCUCGGUCGACAUCAUCAAGUCAGGCGGCUACAAGAUCUCGGCCAUCGACAUUGAAAGAGAGUGCUUGAGUCUUCCCUAUGUCAAGGAGGCCAUGGUCGUCGGGGUCAAAGACGAGGAACUCGGCCAACGUGUCGCGGCUGUCAUUGCCGUGAAGAAGCAGCAGCCCCAGGAGGCCGCCAAUUUGACGCUGCAGCAGCUCCGCGCCGAUCUGCGACCGUCGCUGGCAAACUACAAGCUCCCGACCAUUCUGCGCGUCGUCGAGGGUGAGCUUCCCAAGGGCGUGACGGGCAAAGUGCAGAAGAAGGUUUUGGGACCCGAACUCAUCCCCUCGCCGGGAUAUGAGCUGCUGCCGGACGUCCAGGUAUGGCGGAGGGCGCAGAAAGGGGGCCGGUUACAGGCAAGGAUGUAG
Molecule: messenger RNA, 1737 nt
Organism: Fonsecaea multimorphosa CBS 102226
Lineage: Eukaryota; Fungi; Ascomycota; Eurotiomycetes; Chaetothyriales; Herpotrichiellaceae
Exons: 3
Coding region: 1-1737 (578 amino acids)
Biological process (GO): fatty acid metabolic process
Molecular function (GO): medium-chain fatty acid-CoA ligase activity
Source: RefSeq, a predicted model, not a curated record